Electrophorus electricus (electric eel) is the source of this 493-nucleotide messenger RNA. It is a transcript of the gene ndufb4, whose product is annotated as NADH:ubiquinone oxidoreductase subunit B4. Lineage: Eukaryota; Metazoa; Chordata; Actinopteri; Gymnotiformes; Gymnotidae. The record is from RefSeq and is a predicted model, not a curated record. Gene Ontology annotation, cellular component: mitochondrion; respiratory chain complex I.
AAUCAGUCCGUGCUUUCCUUAGUGAUUCACCAUAGACAUGGCGGAUUACAAAGAGGCACCUUUGGCUACUAGGCCAAAAACAUUAGAUCAAGCAGAGUACUUUAAUCUUUCACCUGAUUAUCGACGGGCCCAAGAGGAACGGGCUGCGCUAAGAAGUCGACUUAAAAGGCAGUAUCAGAUGCAGUUUAACAAUCCUCAUAGAAAGGGUAUAAUUGAGGAUCCUGCUAUUACACGGUGGACAUAUGCACGAAUGAGCAAUGUAUAUCCCAACUUCAGACCAACGGCGAAAACAUCACUGAUUGGUAGCUUGUUUGGAGUUGCACCACUCUUCAUCAUUUAUUUUUUAGUGAAGUCUGACCGGGAUGCGAAGGAGCAGAAGAUAAAGGAUGGGACUUAUAAGCGUCCUUACAAGCUCUCCUACUGAGUACUGAAAGUCAUGUUUCACUUUAACUCAAAAAGUACCUGUAUAAAUAAACAUCCUUUAUUGUUGAAA